Peromyscus californicus insignis is the source of this 4726-nucleotide messenger RNA. RefSeq names its product pseudouridine synthase 10 (gene Pus10). The transcript is spliced from 10 exons. Gene Ontology annotation, biological process: tRNA pseudouridine synthesis. NCBI's taxonomy places the organism in Eukaryota, Metazoa, Chordata, Mammalia, Rodentia, Cricetidae. The record is from RefSeq and is a predicted model, not a curated record. The coding region runs from base 2704 to 3354 and encodes 216 amino acids. Gene Ontology annotation, molecular function: pseudouridine synthase activity; RNA binding.
AUAAGAAAGUGUUGUAUAACUUUAGAAACAAUGGGAAUACUGUAGGCACUCUGGAUUACCUCAGACAAGCCUGGCUAUCACCCGGGCUGUGCACGUCUUAGUCCUCCUCAUGGCCCAUGAGGACCUGAUGUGUGGCAGUACUCAGUAAAUGUUUAUCAGAUUAACAGUGUGAGUCAAGUCUGACCUCCUCAUCUUACUGAAGAGGAGGCCAGAGUGUGACUCGGUGCUCAGUACCUACCUGGCAGAGUUGAGGCCUGAGUUCAGUCACUGGGACCAAAGCCUAAGCCUUUGAAUUUGAGAGGAUAUUGAUUUCCAAAAAAGGAGUUGCCUCGCCUGGGUUUUCAGCUGAGUAAUUUAGUGGCCCAUGGGCUGAGAGCUGUUCCUGUUACUUCCCAAAUCUGGUACUUUCUAGUGUGGCCAUCUCUAAAAGAGGAGAGGAAGCUCAGGAGUGUCCUCGCUCGCCCAGAAAGAGCACUGGCCGGAGAGUUAGGACUUCUUCUAACUUCUUCUUUGGGCAUCAGUGCCCAUUUCUAAAAUAUAAAUUGUCAAAAUAUGUAGAAAUACAAUAAAUUUUAUAUUUUAAUUAUCAGUAUUUUUUUUAAAAAAACCUAAUUAUUGUAAUUUUCCUUCUAGAAGAUCCUUGAAUAGAUAUCAAGCAAUGACAUCAUGAUGAGGGUUUCUUAUCAUUUAUGAACUAAAAAAAAUGAGUCUCAGGAUGAAAAUAUUUUCAUUAAACUUUAAAGAGUAAAGAGUACUUUAUCUAGGGGCUGGAGAGAUGGAUCAGGUCCAGUUCUGGCACCCAGGCAGCUGCUCACAGCCGUCUAGAACCCUAGUCCAGGGGAUCUGACACCCUCUUCUGGCCUCUGCAGACACUAGGCAGGCUCAUGAUGCACAGACAAAACAUUCAUACACAUAAAGUUAAAAAGAAUACUUUAUAUAAAUACCAGUUCUUGGGUUUCAAAAUGAUUUUAUUUUUAAAGAAUCUUAGGAAAUUAUAGAAAAAUUCCAAGCCACCUGUUUGGGGUUAAAUCAGAAUUUAAUUGUUUACAGGUAGCCUCCAGUUCAUGGCUUUGGAAAUUCCUACAUGAAGGACAGAGGGGAAGUUGUUCCUCCCUGUCCCUGUCCUCAGAUUGAAGUCCAUUAGCUAAGAGAAUGGCAUCCCAACUUCACACUUUUCUCUGGCUCCAUGUCAUAGUAGAAAUGAGAAGGAAGAAAGGGCGACACAACAGUAGUGGAGGACUCCCCACAGGUAGGGCAGGUCCCCACAAGUGGGAGCAGUUACCCACGACAGAACAGCUUUACCCCAUCAGUUAAGGCUCAUGCAAGGCAGCAGCAUGUGACCACAGAGGAAAAUGGCCGGCGAGCCUGGAGGGGCUUCUGCUUUGUAUACGUGGGUUUUUCCCUACAUCUGAAGACUGUUAGAAAUUAUCUCUGGGGAAGAUAAGGUCUCCUGACUGAAGAGCAGCAUCAAAGCCCCAAUUUACUUAGUGCCACUGCUAUGUGUUACAAGUGGUUCUCCGGGGCUGGAGUAUCGGUUCACUGGUUAAAAAUCACUUGUUGCAAAGGACCUAGGUUUGAUUCCCAGCACCCAUAUGGCGGUUUGUUGCCUUCUUGGGCACCAGGCACACAUCUGGUGCACAGAUGUACAUGCAGGCAAAAUAGUUAUACACAUAAUAAAAAUAAAUCUUUGUUUGAUUUUGCUUGUUUGGUUUUUGAGACAGGGUUUCUCUGUGUAGCCCUGGCUGUCCUGGAACUCGCUGUUUAGACCAGGCUGGCCUCGAACUCACAGAGAUCUGCCUGUCUCUGCCUCCUGGGUGCUGGGAUUAAAGAGGUGUACCACACUUCCCUGCAUAAUAAAAUAAAUCUUAGAGGGAGGAAGGGGGAGGGGAGAGAGGGGGGAGGGAUGGUACUUUACAGCUGAUAUGGUAGCUUAUGCCUGUAAUCCGAGACCUCAGGAGGCUGAGGCAAAUGGAUUGUGGCCAGACUUCAACAUAGUGAGUUCCAGACCAACUUGGGAUACAGGGUGAGACCCUAUCUCAAAAUAAUCAGAACAUAGGGACUGGAAGAUGACUCAGUGAUUAAGAGCAUUGGCUGCUCUUUCAGAGGACCUAGGAUCAAUUCCCAAAAUAUCCAUACACAUAAAAUAAAAAUAAGUAAACCUUUAAAACAAAACAGUAAUGUAACAUGAAUCUUAAAAGGUCUUAUUAAUAGAAACAAACCUGGAGCCAGGUAUUGGGGUGUACACUGAAAGAUCAGAGAAACAGAACAAGCCACAACUAACCUCAUCUCGCCAACUUCUCAGCUGAUCUUGUUUCCUCAAACUGGAAACCUCUGUGUCCUCAUCCAAAUGGAUCUCAGCUGAACUGCUGCUAGAAGCCUAAAAGCUUAACAUGCUCUAGUUCCCGGUCCUCACGCCUUAUAAACCUUUCUGCUUUCUGCUAUCACUUCCUGGGAUUAAAAGCGUGUGUCACCAUGCCUGACUGUUUCCAGUGUGGCUUUGAACUCACAGAGUUCCAGAUGGAUCUCUGCCUCCCAAGUGGAUAGGAUUAAAGGCAAUUCCCUUGUCCUCCAAACUCACCAAAGACCGUGUGCACUGUCCUUGGAAUUGAGUGUACUCAUGGUGCUGUUUUUGUUGCUGGCAGAUACAAUAAAUACUCCAGGAAUCUACCACAAACUCCUUGGAUAAUUGAUGGAGAAAGGAAAAUGGAAUCUUCGGUAGAAGAAUUAAUUUCAGAUCAUCUCUUGGCAGUAUUCAAAGCAGAGAGUUUUAAUUUCUCAUCCUCUGGAAGAGAAGAUGUAGAUGUGAGAACUUUAGGAAAUGGAAGGCCCUUCGCAGUGGAGCUGCUCAACCCUCAUAGAGUGCAUUUCACUUCACAAGAAGUCAGGGAGCUCCAGCAGAAGAUUAAUAAGUCAUCUGACAAAAUCCAAGUACGUGACUUGCAGCUUGUCACCAGAGAGGCAAUCGGGUAUAUGAAGGAAGGUGAGGAGGGUAAGACCAAGACCUACAGUGCCUUGAUUUGGACGAAUAAAGUCAUACAGAAGAAAGACAUUGGAUUCCUAAAUGACCUAAAGGACUUAAAGAUUGACCAGAAAACACCUCUCCGGGUCCUUCACCGAAGGCCUUUGGCCGUGAGAACUCGGGCCAUUCACUCUAUGGAGACACGCUACCUGGACGAGCAUCAUUUUCGUCUGUAUUUGAAGACCCAAGCUGGAACCUACAUUAAAGAAUUUGUACACGGAGACUUUGGGAGAACCAGGCCGAAUAUUGGCUCUCUGAUGAACGUGACCGCAGACAUUCUUGAGCUAGAUGUGGAGUCUGUAGAUGUUGACUGGCCACCUGCUUUGGAUGACUAGCUCUCACAUGUCACACAAAGGGUUUUCCUGACAUGAUGUGGACAUACAGGCGGCGUAUCCUGGAAAAUGACUUACCCACCACAACGGUGUCUUUAAAACGACUUGGAUCAUGUUGAUCUGUUUCUAAAGUUCACUGUAACAUCUCAGGAUUCAUAUGUAUGCAUAGCUUGUGUUCUCUUGUUCUGAGUAUGUCUGAUGUUUUCUCAUCCCCUGUUUCAUGACCAUGAAGCCAAACUAGGAAUCUAACCCUUUUCCUUUUUAAUUCUGUCACUUAGAGAAGUGUGCAGUGGGAACACUGUUAAAAGGAGCUGUGACUUCUUCCAGCGAAUUUCCUACAGGAGACACAGUACCUUUGAAGGAAUCUGCUAAAGUUUUCAGAUCAUCUGAAUAAACGCUACAACUAGACUCUUGUAGUAGAGUGUCCUAUGGUAUUCUAAUGUGUCAAGUGCACAUCUGAUAGUAAUAUUUUCCCCAGUCCCCUCAAGCUGUUAUCAGUGGAAGUACUUUAAAGUAUGAUUUGUCAAAAGUCCUAAUGACCUCAGGUUACUAUUUUGACAAUCUAAAGUUAUCAGUACUUGUCUCCUGUAGAAGGCAGUAGCAAUGCUGGAGAUGUAACUCUAGAGCCAUGGUUCUCAACCUGUGGGUCAAGACCCCCAUAAGGGUUGCAUUUCGGAUAUCCUGCAAAUCAGAUAUUUACAUUACAGUUCAUAACAGUAGCAAAUUACAGUUAUGAAGUAGCAAUGUAAUAAUUUUAUGGUUGGGGUCACCACAACUUGAGGCACUGUAUUAAAGGGUCACAGCAUUAGGGAGCAUGAGAACCACUGGCCUAGACACUUUCCUACAUCCUUUAAGUAAAGUGAAACAAGUGCCUUCAAUAACUUCUGUUCCUGGGUCACAAGUUCACAAAUUUGAGGUUGCUAAACAAAUACAAACAUAUUUUACAGUGUUUCAAUUAUUUUCUAACUUCAAACAUUUUAAUAAGGUAUAGCUAACAUAUUUCAUAAACAAGGAAAUAAAGUUAAAUGACGGCUAAGAUAUCAGUUACUCCUGUUAACCAGGUCUGGAACUGGAGUGUGUCUCCAGGCUCCUUUCUCUAAACUCUGGUCGUGAGCACCUGUUGCUCCUGUGCAUGACAGUAACCUCAAGGAUGUCAGUCAGAUGCACAAUGCCAGGAGAUUGCCUUCUGGAAUUUGGAUAGCAAAUAGCUCCCCAAGAAAUGGCUAAUGUAUGUCUUAUAUGACUUCGUAUAAUUAUUUGUAAUGAAUGGCAUGAUGAAGAAGAGAAAUCUUAAAACCUAUUGAACCAGAAGAAGAUGGAUUAAUUAUUAAAAAUUCCAGAAGGAAAGCUCAAUAAAAUUUAGAUUUAAGUGUAA